Molecule: messenger RNA, 2118 nt
Organism: Symbiodinium sp. CCMP2456
Lineage: Eukaryota; Dinophyceae; Suessiales; Symbiodiniaceae
Source: the annotation of a GenBank genome assembly
AUGGACCGAUCCUGGAAUCGGAGCGCAAACAGCACCACGACCGGUGAACCCGGCGACGAUGAUCCAGAAGAUGACAACCAGGAGGCCUCCAACCGGAGGCGAGAGAGCGUAGCGAGCGAUUCGACGUGGAGCUACUCGGAUUGGUCACGAAGUACCUCAUGGUACUCCGGAGGAUGGCACCAGUGGCAAGGCAGCUGGAAUCCAUGGCCAAACGCUGGCCCCUCAGUCACUCCAGAACUCCCGGAGCUGAUGCCGGAGUUCGUACAAGGAUGGUUGUUGUUGCAAGAUUGCAAUCUGGAUGCCGGCGAGAGAAAUCUCGUCAUUACUGCGGCAGGAGGUGAUUUCAGCUUGAACCGGAUCAUCAAGGAGCUCCGGGCGCAGUUUCCAGAUGCAGACUUAAAGCGACGAGACACCAGCCGAAAGCACCACGGCUUCCUCGGGGCCAUUCCGGAAGAGGAUGAGGACGACUACGAGGACGCCCCCGCCGAGAUGAGCUUCAUCGCGGAGGAGGAGUUGAAUGAUGAGGGCAUGGCUCUAUGGGCCGCGGCCCGCGGCCUCCGGAGAGGCCGAAGAGGCGCUCGCAGCGAUGCAUCAGGCUCGGAGAACAUUGCGGGAGGCGGUGGCCGAAGGGACGAUUCACAGAUCAUCUGCAUGAGCUGCGGAAAGAAGGGACAUCGGAAAGCCAACUGUCCCGACGAGGUCGGGACCCACACUCGGAAGGAGCCCGAGUCAGCUCCCUUCCUAUGUUACGCAGGAGACCCCGAGCCGGCCGACCGCAUCGAGUCCGCAAUGGGGACAAGCCUUCCCACAGCAGCUGCGGUGGCCCAGGGCAAGUGUGUGGUGGACUGCGGCGCCACACGCUCCAUUGGCUCCAUCAAAGCCCUCGAGCAGCUGAUGAGCCGGAACGUCGCGAAGACCGGGAGCCCAGGCGUGAACCAGGUGGACCUCCACGACAAGCCCACGUUCAACUUCGGGAACUCCAGUGAAAAUCAAUGUGCAAGCACAGUGGAGAUGAAACUGCAGGCGGGAAGCCGUGAAGGCCGCCUGCGCAUUCAUGCUCUGGAUAUGGGACAAGGGCCCAUUCUCCUCUCCAUAGCAGCUCUCAGGGCCUUAGGGGCGAUCGUGGACUUCGAGGAGGACGUCAUGGUGCUACGCAAUGUGGAUUGUCACCGUCUCAUAGAGUUGGAACGAUCCGCCUCAGGCCAUCAGCUCUUGGAUUUGUCAUCGAAUCUUUUUGAAAAGUCGCAGCCCACCGUGCAGGCUGUGAAAGGAGAGGGACCGCAGAGCAGAUCAGGAACAGGGUUAGAUGUCAGCCAAAACAGCAUACAGCACCGCCGGGAGCCGCGACAGCUAGACAUGUCGUCGAUGACCAAUGCCCAGCUGCGAGCUCGCAUCGCGGAGUACGGGGAACAGGCCCCGUCCCGGUGGACCAAGGCCGAACUACUCCUCCGUCUGGAGGAACUCACCGGACAGAACACCUUCAGCCCAGCGCCGAAGAACCGAGCCGAGAAGACGGAGUAUCAGCGCCUCGUCCAGGACCUCAAUGGGGCCUCCAAUCGGAGGGCCGAGCUGGUGAGCUUCUGUCGCAACAACCUGCGGCUGAGCGUGGACGAGAACAUGACCAUGAACGCCUUGAAACGUCUGGCAAUGCUCCACAUCUACCAGACAAGCCGACCGGAUCCCACGGAUACGGUGGGGUUCGGAAAACACUCCACGGCCACCUACGAGGAGAUCAAGGUGCGCUACACGGAAUACGCCAGGUGGGUCGUGACGACAGCCAAAGAAUUUGCCGAAGCCGAUCCUCGACUACUACGACUUGCGGAAUGGCUGGAGAACAAUCCAGCGCAGGUGAUCCACCGCAAGGACAAGAAGUCAUCACGAUCGGAGGCCAGCAGCUCCGGCUAUGCCAGUGGGGCAGACAGUGCCAGCAGCAGCAAGAUCGAGGUGCUUGCCAAUGUGGUGGACAAGUUGCGCGAGGAGAUUGCGGACCUGAAGAAGGACCGCGAGCCACGGCGCAAGGUGAAGACCGUGGAGACGGACUCCGAGAUGAGCGAGGGCUCGUUUGCGAUGAUUCCUACGGGCAAGGGUGGGUCGAAGACUCAGGGCCCCAAGAACUAA